Messenger RNA from Emericellopsis cladophorae, 3480 nucleotides. RefSeq names its product Allantoicase. Gene Ontology annotation, molecular function: allantoicase activity; GTPase binding. The transcript has 6 exons. The record is from RefSeq and is a predicted model, not a curated record. NCBI's taxonomy places the organism in Eukaryota, Fungi, Ascomycota, Sordariomycetes, Hypocreales, Bionectriaceae. The coding region runs from base 1 to 3480 and encodes 1159 amino acids. Gene Ontology annotation, biological process: allantoin catabolic process.
AUGGCCUCUAUUGUAGACGAGAUCGAGUACAAGCUCGACAAUGUCCCGGUCACCCCUGUACCAGCCGACAAGAUUGAUGGGACUUUCCGUUCAAGCACUAUUGACCUGAUCUCUGGGACAUUGGGCGGCAAGAUCCUGGCCUUCUCAGAUCAAUGGUUUGCCGAAGCCUCCAACCUCCUGACACCCACGCCCCCCAUCAGCCAGCCGGGCAAAAUGGUCUUCACUGGCGCUUGGUACGAUGGGUGGGAGACUCGCCGCCACAACCCAGAGCCCUUUGACUGGGUCAUUGUGCGCCUUGGUGUCGCAUCUGGUACUGUCGAGGGCGUGGAGGUGGACACUGCGUUCUUCAACGGUAACCACGCGCCCGCCGUCUCAGUGGAGGGCUGCUUCAGCAAGAACGACGAUGAGGUUGUCUCUUGGAAGGGCGGCCGCGGCAAGUGGGAGACUAUCCUGGGCGUGCAAGAGGGAGGUCCCUCGCAGCGCCUGGGAUGGAAGCUCAACUCGCCUACUGGCAAGCGGUACACUCACGUGAGGCUCAACAUGUACCCUGACGGCGGCAUCGCGCGUUUCCGUCUCUUCGGACACGCCGUGCCAGUCUUCCCCCAAGACACCAGUGCCGUCUUUGACCUCGCUGCUGCGGUCAAUGGAGGUGUCGCGGUUUCUUGCAGUGACCAGCACUUUGGCACGAAAGAUAACCUCCUCCUACCAGGGCGCGGAAAAGACAUGGGCGACGGCUGGGAGACCAAGCGCUCUCGAGGUGACCACAUUGACUGGGCUAUCAUCCGUCUGGGGGCGCCAGGCUAUAUCGAGAAGUUUGUAGUCGACACAGCACACUUUCGAGGGAACUUUCCGCAGAAGGUGGCGGUACAGGGCAUCAAUCACGAAGGGGGCGGCGACCCGGGCGCAGAUGCUGAAGGUUGGGUGGAAGCUGUCGCGUCGAGCAAAACGGGACCUGACCGUGAGCACGAGUUUGAAAGCGCCGCCAGCUCCAAACCCUUCACCCAUGUUAAGCUAAUCAUGAUUCCCGACGGUGGCGUCAAGCGACUAAGGGCUUAUGCUAUGGACCUUGGGGUGUCUAGCGCCGACGAGAGCGAGCAGAGGCCUCGCCCUCUUCCUGACGACUUGCCGAAAUCCCUGAACGAUCGACGGCAUGCCUCAAAGGAGAGCUAUGUGCCUGAUACGGAGUUGUACGACGGCUGGCAAGGAGAAUCACAAUUUCUCACAACACCCGCUUUGGCCAAGCCUCUCAAUUUUGGCAACCUGUCUCUCAACGAUUACGAAUACGAGAAAGACACAAGCAAUGCGCCCAAAGACAGCGACACUCGGCUGAUGGAGAUGCUGGCAGCGCAGGCGAACCACCUCUCUACCGAGCUAGAAGACGAGCAGGCUAUCAUCGAUAACGAGACGCUGUCCGAUUCGGAGAAGAAGGACAUGCUACAAAAGGCUUUGCAUACGGCGGCAAGUAACGGCGAUGUUGACAGACUCAACAAGCUUCUCGAUGGCAGCGCCAAGGACUUUGUGGAUGUCAACGCACCUGAUGAGGACGGUACGCCACCUCUGAUAUACGCUAGCUGUUUUGCUCUGAUCGCAAAGGGCGCCGAUGUCAACAAGCAAGACCGAAAUCAGUGGAGUCCUCUAAUGUGGGCAAUGACCAACCGACACAAAGGGAUCGCCAAGGCUUUGCUGGACAACGGUGCAUCAGGAGACCAGAGAACAUCAAGUGGUCGCACCGCCUUUGACUUCGUGCCGCCUGACAGCGAGAUGUCGUAUUAUCUCAGCAGCAACGGCUACAGUAUUGGCAAUGCCGGCAUGGAUGACGAUUUCUACAACCCAGGGUUUGGCCAAGACCGAUUUGAGGAGGAACUGGCCGAGAUGGAGACACGGAGAAGACUUAUGAUGGAAAGCGCUCGUGACCUAGAGGUUGACCUAGGCAAUGUAGGCAUGGACGACCAGCCAGAGCCCGUCGAAGAAUUCGAGGAAGAACAGCAGGAGUUCGACUGGAGUCGUUGUCUGCACGACCAGAUGUUUGUGUUCCAGGAGCACGAACUUGAUCAUAUCCUCGAUAUUGUCAUCACGAAGAUGACUCCUCAACGAUCACCGUCACAGAAGCCCGUCCCCGCCAACAUGAUCUUUCUCAGCGCACGGUAUGCCCACUAUCACUCAAGUCCAGAGCUUUUGGGUCGCCUGUUAGUGUCUGCCAUGGACCGGAUCAACGAUGUGGUGGAGCGAUGCCAAUGGGACAUGACGAUACUUGCGUUUUGGAUAUCGAACGCGACUCUGCUGUUGCACUAUCUCAAAAAGGAUGCAGGGCUUGUCGAAGCGACGGUCGAGUUUCAGGCGCAUCUCGCGGAAUUGAUCAAUGAGAUAUUUAUCCUUAUCGUCCGUGAUGCGGAGCGACGGCUGGACAAGGUGCUCGACCCGGCAAUGCUCGACCAUGAGACUAUCCCGGGAUUUGAGGAUAUCACAUUCCAGAACGAGUGGAAGAUCUUCAAACGCAAAACUACUGUGAAAGAGGAGCCUCUCGAGAAACGAUUUCGACCACCCUCGCCGAAGCAGCGCGCUAAACCAGCGCCCCGGAGUGUCACCUCGUUAUUGUCGUCAACCCUUUUCGUGCUAGACCUUUACGACAUUCACUCUGUGAUCACGGCGCAAAUCAUGUCGCAGCUCAUUUACUGGAUCAGCGCGGAGCUUUUCAACCGCAUCAUGUCGAAUCGGAAAUACCUCGCGCGAACGAAGGCCAUGCAAAUACGAAUGAACAUCUCGACGCUGGAGGAGUGGGUGCGGACAAAUAACCGGCAGGCUGAGCACUACGAGGCGGGGAAUACGGAGGCAACGGGCGAGACAACGGCGGAUGCCGCUCGCCAACACCUAGCACCGGUCAUACAGCUCCUACAGUGGCUACAGUGCUUCUCCUCGCUGGAUCCGGACGACCUCGAAGCACUGAUUGCGACCCUGCAACAACUCAAACGAUUAACACCACAGCAGCUGAUCCACGCGGUCAACCACUACAGACCCGAGGUCGGAGAAAAGGGGCUGCCGAAGAGCGCCAUGAAGUACUUGCUUUCCCUACAAAAAGAAGCGGCAAUGAAGCGGGAUCGGCGGCGAAGCAGGAAUAUGUCACCGAUGCCUGAUACCUCACCCGUGACGCCCGUCAAGGGCAAAAGGUCUAACAGUGCCCACCUAGAGACACCGGGAAGCAUUCAGGACACACCCGGAAACGACGGUCACGGCGGGUCAGAUGACGACGACGAUGCCCCCGAGCACCUUCUUAUGGACCCCGCCAUGAUGCUACCAUUCACGUUGCCUUCCGUCACAGACAUGCUCGUCUCCUACGGCGCGGGCUUAGGCGGUGUGAACAGGGAGAGAGAACGUAAGUAUAUACCAUCGGUGCCCCCCGAGUUCCUCGAAAAGCUCGAGGUCAGCGGUGCAAGGAAGGGGCCAAUGUUCGAAGAGAAGGACUGGGAGAAUGAGGAGGUCUGA